Oreochromis aureus is the source of this 516-nucleotide messenger RNA. RefSeq names its product integumentary mucin C.1-like. The transcript is spliced from 2 exons. Lineage: Eukaryota; Metazoa; Chordata; Actinopteri; Cichliformes; Cichlidae. The annotation marks the transcript as partial. The record is from RefSeq and is a predicted model, not a curated record.
ACUACUGCAUCUCCAACAACCACAACACCGACUCCAACAACCACAACAGCAACAACCACAACAGCCGCACCAACAUCCACAACAGCCGAGGCAACGACCACGACUGCAGCUCCAACAACAACAACACCGACUCCAACAACCACAACAGCAACAACCACAACAGCCGCACCAACAACCACGACUGCAGCUCCAAUAACAACAACACCGACUCCAACAACCACAACAGCAACAGCAACAACCACGACUGCAGCUCCAACAACCACAACAGCCGCACCAACAUCCACUACUGCAUCUCCCACAACCACAACAGCGGCACCAACAACCACAACAGCAUCACAAACAACCACAACAGCAUCACCAACAACCACAACAGCCGAGGCAACAACCACGACUGCAUCUCCAACAACCACAACACCGACUCCAACAACCACAACAGCAACAACCACAACAGCAACAACCACGACUGCAUCUCCAACAACCACAACACCGACUCCAACAACCACAACAGCAACAACC